Molecule: messenger RNA, 3342 nt
Organism: Cercopithifilaria johnstoni
Lineage: Eukaryota; Metazoa; Nematoda; Chromadorea; Rhabditida; Onchocercidae
Source: the annotation of a GenBank genome assembly
AUGAUACAUUCCAGAAUUCUUGUUGGUGCUCCGAAAGCAGAUUCAGGACAACCCGGUACCGAACAUGCAGGAGCUAUAUAUUCAUGUCCAAUUACAGCUCGUUACACUUACAGUGAUAACACAAAUGCUAAUGCAAAUUUUGGUUGGUGCCAACAGGAAAAUGUUGAAUAUGGCACCAUUGAUCAGAUGCAUAAACCGGUAGAUAGUGUACUUGGACGACAAUUGCAUUUUCAAGGCAAAAACAGGCAAUUGUUAGGAUCAGUAGUUGCAAGUGCGGGAAUACCAAAUGGAAUGGCUAUGGCCUGUGCACCAUUAGUACGAUACCAUAAUAGUUCAGCUUACACGGAUGGUACUUGCUUCGUACUAGAAAGUGACCUUACUCAAAAGGAAAUUCUAGUAUCAUGCUCACAACCAGGUUUACCCCGAACUGAUCGACAUAAUGAAUUUGGUUCUUGCAUGGAAGGUUUUAGUGGCUAUGUCGAUGAAUCGAUGGUUAUUACAGGUUUACCUGGUGCAAAGAAGUGGACAGGUGGUGUAUUUGGACGAUACUAUCCAAAGGAUAUAUUUGCAAUGAAUCGCGAUCGUUGGACAAUGGGUGUAGAUCCAAAAUUGCAUGGUGUGCGAUCAAAAUUUCAAGGGCAUGAUUAUCUUGGAUUUUCUGUACGACAUGGACGUUUCGGUUUUUGGUUCGAAGAUAAGGAUAAUACGACAAUUGUGGCUGGUGCUACGCGGUAUAAUCAAACAGGUGCUGUAACUUUUCUACCAUUUCGUAAUGGUCAAUCUCCAAAUUCUCAAGCUGCGCACUAUCUAACCCUUACCGAAGAUAACUAUAUGCUUCAAGGUUCACAACUUGGCUCAGCAUUUGGUUAUGCAAUCGAAGUUACCGAUCUUAACAAUGAUGGGUUCGAUGAUUUGUUAAUUGGAGCACCAUUUGAAUAUUCAGAAACAGUUGAUGGUUCAUUUGGUGGAGCUGUCUACAUAUUUUACUCAUCCGGAAUUCAUCGUGCACGUCAUGAAAACGGCAAUGUUUUCCUAAAGCCAAUUAAAAUUGGCGGUAAAGGAAUUUACUCACAAUUUGGUGUGGCAAUAACACGCCUGGGAAAUGUGGACGGUGAUAAUAACAAUUACAAUGAUUUUGCUAUUGGUGCACCGUUUGCUGACAAUGGAAAAGGUGCAGUCUAUAUUUAUCUUGGUGCAGGAUCACCAGAUACUUUCAAGCUUGAACCUGUACAGGUGAUAACAGCAAAUAAAUUACCGCAGCAAUACUUCAAUGUGGAACCGUUGAAAACUUUUGGAUUCUCAUUAUCUGGUGGAUCGGAUCUGGAUGGUAAUGGUUACAAUGAUUUGGUUGUUGGCGCUUUUGCAUCUGAUACGGUUAUCGUACUUCGAGCCAGACCAGUAAUUUAUAUUAACGCUCGACAUCUCGACAAUGACAUGAAGAUUGAUAUAGACGGUGAUUCGUCUUGUUUCAGGACUGCCCAAACAUGUUUUUCGAUCAGUACGGAAUUAUCGGUGGAUAAAACAAAUAUAAAAAAUUCAUCGAAGUUGCUAAAUUUUGAUACAGAUGUUUUCAAAUGUAUGCUUGAGGUCAUAGCAAUGAGUUCAGGAGUGGGAACACGAGCACGUAUCCUUGAAUCACGUAAGGAGAAUUACACGUGGAAUUGUGGGCGAGGUGCUAAUAAAAAACCACAAAUAAAGAAUCAUAAACUUUUUAUUACAAAUACAAAUAGCGAUUGGAUAAAUCCGAUAAAAUUGCGAUUUUCUGUACGAUUACGAAAUGAAGCGAUUCCACAGAUGCCGCGGAAUGGUGGCAAAAUAGUUAAUAUGAAUUUAUAUCCUGUACUGAAUAAGUAUGGAUCAGAGGAUACUUUCAUCAUACAUUUCAAUCGGAAAUGCGGCGUUGACAAUGUCUGUACAAGCGAUUUACAACUACGAGCGAAUAUGAAUAGUUUUUUUAGCCAAGAAGAGGAUGAAACGUAUAUAACACAGGUAGGCGAGAAGGCAACCAUUGAUAUAUCAUUCUCGGUGAGAAAUAAUGCUGAAAGGGCCUAUGAGGCUACACUAUUCGUAGAAUACAAUUCGGAUGAAUUAGAUAUUCCAAUUUUAAACAAAAAAGAUAGCCCUGUUAAUAUUGAUGAUUUCAAAGGUAAUCUUGCAAUCAUAUCGAUUGGAAAUCCGAUGGAACCAAAUAAGCAGUUGAAAUUCGAGCUUAGUUUUCGGAUAGCACGUGGACGUACGGAAGGUUUGGGUAAACCUUUGGAAUUUCGGGCUUUUGUUAAUAGCACAAGUGAUGAGAAGAAUUUGGAUGAUAAUUUAUGGAAAGCUGUCGUACGCGUUAUCAAACGAGCUGAGUUGGAACUUAAUGCUAUUUCUGAUCCUGCCAUUAUUAGGUAUGGCGGCGAAAUGAAAGGUGAGUCAGAGAUGGAAUUUGAUGCAGAUAUUGGACCACUUGUUGUGCAUAAAUAUACCGUUACAAAUAAAGGACCAUGGUCAGUGUCAAAUGUCACCCUUCAGGUUGAUUGGCCUUAUCAGGUUGCAAGUGUUUUCACGACAGGUAAAUGGGCAUUAUAUCUUAUGGAAGCACCAAUAAUGCAACUGACUAAUACUGAUAACAGUAAAGAUGUCAAACAGUGUACGAUGGUUUUACCACAUGAAUGGAUUAAUCCACUACAAUUGAAAUUUCUCAUGGAAACUGAAAAUGAACAUUACUAUGAGGAGGAGAGUAUUCGUGAUGAUGAUGUAAAUGAAGAAAGCCUUGAAGACGAUGAUAUCGAUGGCUUAAAUCGAGUUAAGCGAGGAGUUGAAGAAUAUCGUGAAAAGAGACCAUCUCGAGAAUUGCGAAUAAAAUCGACGAAAAUUCGUGAAAAAUCAGGUGAAGAAGUUGAAAUUGUCAAAGUGAAUUGUGCUGACAAAACAGCAAAAUGCUUCACCGUCGUAUGUCAUUUCGAUUUUCUGGAUGUCGAUGCUGCGGCAGUGAUAGAUUUCCGUUCUCGAUUAUGGAAUGCCACUUUUGUUGAAGAUUAUUAUGAUAUAGCAUAUGUUGAAAUUUUAUCAUCCGGUCGCUUAAUUUUGGAUCAAAAGCAAGGAAUCGAAGAGAGAAAUACGCAAAACAAUUUUGCAUCAGCAUCAACUCACGCAUAUCCGGAUCGGCCAGCUAUAUCGGAAACGGCACCAAUUCCAUGGUGGAUAAUUGCUGCAGCUGUUCUUCUAGGUCUACUAAUUUUAUUCAUUUUGAUACUCAUUUUCUGGAAAUGUGGAUUCUUCAAACGGAAUCGCCCACAUCAUCCAACACUCUACCAGGCGGAGUAUCAAUUUCGGCGAGAGGAAACAAGUGAGGCAUAG